Pecten maximus is the source of this 5949-nucleotide messenger RNA. RefSeq names its product low-density lipoprotein receptor-related protein 1-like. Gene Ontology annotation, molecular function: calcium ion binding; protein binding. The transcript has 29 exons. NCBI's taxonomy places the organism in Eukaryota, Metazoa, Mollusca, Bivalvia, Pectinida, Pectinidae. The record is from RefSeq and is a predicted model, not a curated record. Bases 31 to 4965 code for a protein of 1644 amino acids.
GGUGAACGUGUCGUGACAGGGAACUUGACCAUGGCUGGGUUGCUCCAAUACUGUCUCUUAUGGCAGUCGAUCGUCUCAAUAGGAGUACUAGUCUCGGCCAUAUCACCACCUGGACAACAAAAUGACACUCAAGUGUGUGAAGACGGCCAGGCUAGAUGUCAUGAUGGCAGUGUCUGUAUCCCUAAGACCAGCUUCUGUGACAGGAAAUUGGACUGCCCGGACGAUUCUGAUGAGAGGUUAUGUGUGAUUAGGAACUGUACAAACCAGAGUGACUUCCCCUGUUCUCAGUCUGAUGAAUGCAUGUCCAGGGACUUCAUCUGUGACGGUAUCAGCGACUGCUUUGAUGGAUCUGAUGAACUUGUCUGUGAUCCAAAAGAGAACUGUUCACUGGAGCAUGACCGGUUCUUGUGUACUGACCGUAAGAGUUGUCUGCUAUAUAACAAAGUGUGUAACGGACAAGUGGACUGUCGGGAUGGAUCAGAUGAGUCUCCAAAAUGUGAAAGUGCGAGACAAGCCUGUCACGACGGGAGAUGUGGGGAGUUUGGGGUGUGCAAGGCAUUACCAAAUGGACCAGUGUGUACUUGUCAACUCGGAUACACACUACUGACUGACAAUGUUACCUGUAAAGACAUUGAUGAGUGUGUCACCACUCGUCAGGGGAGGUCACCCUGUCAGCAGGUGUGUACCAACACCAAUGGAAGUUUUACUUGUUCCUGUCUCCCAGGUUACAGACUGGAGAACAACACAUACUGUAGAGUACAAGAUCCAGACCCUGUACUUUACAUGGCAGCCAACACAGGAGUUCUGGCCUAUCACAUCCGUUCAGGGCACUGGGCAGCUGUGUUUGAGGACCAGCCAGAUAUAUUGGCCCUAGAUUUUGGACCUAAUGAUAACUUAUACUGGACAGCUGUCAACAAGACUUCAGACCGGGUACUGUUUGGACAUGUGGGACAGUCAGGAACCUGGAAAACUCACACCCUGGUGGACAUUGGCCUGUCAAAUCCGAAGGGGGUAGCCGUAGACUGGAUGACCGAUGCCGUGUACCUGGUCAGCCAAGACAGUGGUCAGAUAGUAGCCUGUGUUAGGACAGCACCAAUCAGCUGUGUCAUUGUCUUGGAAAACCUUGACAAAUUACAAGACAUCAUCAUCUGUCAUCAUUCUAGGAGAAUGUUCUGGUCAAGCUGGGGACUUUCACCAAAGAUUACAUCAGCAGAUCUAGAUGGUAGGAACCCUGCUUUGGUCAUCGGUGACCGCCUGAAACAUCCAACAGGUUUGGUGAUAGACUGGCCAAGGAAAACACUGUUAUGGGCAGACUUUCGUUUACACAGAAUAGAGAGCUCUGGCCUGGACGGAUCUAACAGACGGAUUGUUGUGUCAUUGGGACUGCAUUACCCGUCAUCUCUGGCAGUGUUGGAGGGCAUUCUUUACUGGGUCAAUGCUCAUCAGGGUUCCUUGAGCAGCUGUAACUGGUACAAGGGGUGUCGUCAAAUUGUGCAGCUGAAAACUGGCCUUCAUCAUCCCAAAUCACUUGUCAUAGGAUCACCAAGUCUACAUGGAUUUACAGAAGAUCCUCCUAAUAAAUCAUGCCAGAAUUCUCCCUGUUCACACGUGUGUCUGUCAAGUCAACAUGGCUACAGGUGCAUGUGUCCUCCAGACCAUAUUUUGACCCAGGAUGACCACACUUGUUCCAGGACAUCUGGAUCUAAGCACUUGUACAUUGGUACCAGGGGACAGAUACUUGUGUUAGACCUGGGGCAGCCUGGUUACACCCAUGACCUUCUCCUCCCUGCCACACUCACCUCACACGGUACUCCUACCUCCCUAGAGGUCGACCAUAGUACCAACUCUGUCCUGUACUGCGAUUCAACACAUGACACCAUCACUAUGGCAACCACUGAUGUCCUUACCAACAAAGUCACAGAGAACACACUAUAUGAUAGUGUCAGUAUACAGCAUGUUUUGGAUGUCACUAUGGACUGGGUGUCGGGAAACAUUUACUGGGCUGACAUUGGUGGAAAGGCUGCCAUUAUGGUGGGUCACACCUCCGGAGAACACCUCCUGACUUUGUUAAAUGACAGCCUGGAGCAGCCCAACUCUCUGGAUAUUGACCAUGUGAAUGGGUAUUUGUAUUUUUCUGAUGUUGGAUAUUCACCAUUUAUUGGGCGUUGUCGACUUGAUGGAACACAAUUCACAAAACUGGAUAUUGAUGUCCAACACCCUGACCACCUCAUGGUCAGUUUGGACAAUGACCAUCGUCUUUACUUCAUAGAUGUCCAUUACCACCAGAUCCUGUCUGUUUCUCUUCCUGAUGGGACUGACCACAGAACACAUUGGCAGGGUAUCACCGGUGAGGUGUUAGGACUAGCCGUGACUGACCAUUGGAUAUACUGGACUGACCAACAGUCUGAGGGCAGUGGACUGUGCAGAGUACACAAAAAUGACUACAACCAAGAGAUGUGUUUCCUCCAUAAUAGUUUUAUACUGAAGGGUUUGGCUAUCCCUUCCUCUAUUAAUUCACCACAAGUUGAUGGAUGUGGACAACACAAUGGAGGCUGCAGCCAUUUCUGUUUUGACCAGGGAAAUAAAGUCAUUUGUAGGUGUUCGGAUGGCUUCAAACUCCAGGAAGAUGGCCACUCGUGUCAAGCUGCUCCUGAACCUAACUGUGUGUUCCAUUGUCGAGAUGGACAUUGCAUAACUGACCGUUCCUACCUGUGUGAUGGUCAGCCAGACUGUGUGGAAGGGGAGGAGGAAGCUCCAAGUUUGUGUGAUCAAAUUAGCUCUCCUCCAACACCACAGGCAAUCAAAACAGACACUGCCUGUCAAGAACCAAACCAAUGUCAACACAUCUGUAGGAAAACGUCCCAGGGACCAAGAUGUGAAUGUCAUCAAGGAUAUCGACUAUCAACUGACCGAAGGGGAUGUAAGGAUGUGGACGAGUGUGAGGCUAAUAAUGGUGGCUGUAGUCAGCUUUGUGACAAUAUAGAUGGUGGUCAUACCUGUAGUUGUGUCCACGGGUACACAAAAAAUGGCUCCCUGUGCUAUGCCGAAGAGCCACGCCCCUAUCUGGUGAUUGGUGGGACUGGAGGCAUUGACAAGGUUAACGACCAAGGUCAGAUAGAGGAGCUGAUGAUUGGUGAAGCCAGUGGAUUUGUCACAGCCCUGGAUGUUGUCAUGGAGACAGGAGAUAUUAUAUUUGUUACAUCUGUGCAGCAAGCACUUUUCCUUUACAAGAGGACUGAGAGACAUGCCAUUCACUUGGCCACACUUGGCAGUAAGGUGACGGAUCUAACAUACGACUGGAUCGGCCGUAAUGUUUACUAUACAGAUGAUGGAAUUUUGGCUGUGUGCAGCCUCCGGUCCAUACCUGUCCUGUGUCGGACUCUACGAUACGAACCAGUCAGUUCAAUAGUCCUGCACCCCACAAACGGCUGGAUGUUGUGGACGAGUGCUACAGAAGGAACAAUUAUGAGGAUGGCUAUGGACGGACAGAAUCUCACGGUGGUGGUGGAGGCCAUUGUAGGUCAGGUUGUCUGUGCACUGACCAUCGAAUAUGCCACUGACCGCAUCUACUGGACCACUUUCCCAGCCAAUCAGGUGUGGUCGUGUGAUAUGGAUGGAAAAAGGAGACAAAAACUACCCAUCUUAGAACAUGGUCGCCAUUUCUCCAGUUUAGCUGUGUUUGAAAACACUUUGUACCUUUUAGACAAGAGGUCAAAGGUUGUGUACCAGUACAGCAAGCCUAGUGGUCAACAGACAGGUGUGAUCCAUUUAGUGUCCACUCCCAGUUGUCUGAAGAUAGUUCAUCCCUACCAACAGCCACAUCAAAGUGUGUAUGCAGCGUCAAAAGUGACGGAUGUCUGUAGUACUAGAGACUGUUCUCACCUGUGCUUGGUCUCCCCGAGUGGAACGAACUGUUACUGUCCUAAUGGCUUCCAAUUCCUGCCAGACUCACGCAAAACCUGUACAGAUGGAAAACACAGGGUGUCUACUGGAAUAAAAGCAGUCAUGUCUACUAGACAAGCCAAUCAAAAUGCCUGGACAGAAUCACCACAUCCUGUGAAGACAUCACCUAGCCCAGAAAACCUAGAUACUGAGUUACCUAAUGGAGUAAAGAUAACGACUACAAGACCAGCAAAUGUCAAUGGUCAGGCAGAAUUACCAAAGAAUGUGGGGACGACAACUGGACCAGGAAAACUAAAAUCUGAGGUGUCAUACAUUACAACAAUGACACCUAGGCUAGCGACUGAAAAUCCUGAAAAGCCUAGGAUGGAUCUGUCCUCCCCUAGAGUUGUAAAUGUCAGUCUUCCAAAGGUAGAGCCACAUAUCAAAGUACACACGGAGAUACAACAUGUGGAACACCCUCUCAACAAUGACAGUCUUUGUGAAAUGAAAUGUGCCAAUGGUGGAACUUGUGUUAUAAUCAAAGAUACCAAACUUCAGUAUUGUAGAUGUGUAGGGGGAUAUAAGGGUGCCACCUGUGGAGAAGUGGAUGAUACAUCCCAGGGGGAGACAACUACCGACAAGGAUCAGUCAGUUGCCAUCGGUGUAUCUUUGGCAGUUGCCAUCACGAUCGUUGUCAUUGUCACCAUUUUAGUUGCUUGUUGGAUCAAACAAAGGACUGGUAGACCAUUCCCAAACUACAUGCCUUGUGUUAAUCGACCGAGUAAAAUCCUAAAAUUGGAAGAUGAUGCUGAGGGCCUGGUCUCUGAUUCUUCCUCCACAUUUGGAGAUCUCAGAUUUGAUAGCGACGUUACUUUCCGAGAAUUUGAUUCUGUAAGUUAUCAAACAACUUCCUCAUCGACUGAUGGGCAGUGUGGACCUACUAACACCCCGAACACAGACAAGGAUUGUAGCCCUCGGAAUAUCUAUUACUGCCCAUCAAACCAGUCGUUUGGGACCACCUUUGGUCGCCAGGAGGAAACUCGAGACAGAUCAAGUUCCUCAUCGUCCAGCAGUCUGUCAUGACUUGACCUCUAGUAUCCGACAUGUUACCUCAUCGUCCAGCAGUAUGUCAUGACUUGACCUCUAGUAUCCAACAUGUUACCUCAUCGUCCAGCAGUCUGUCAUGACUUGACCUCUAGUAUCCGACAUGUUACCUCAUUGUCCAGCAGUAUGUCAUGACUUGACCUCUAGUAUCCAAAACGUUAGCUCAUCUUCCAGCAGUAUGUCAUGACUUGACCUCUAGUAUCCAAUACGUUAGCUCAUCGUCCAGCAGUAUGUCAUGACUUGACCUCUAGUAUCCAAUACGUUACCUCAUCUUCCAGCAGUCUGUCAUGACUUGACCUCUGGUAUCCGACAUGUUACCUCAUCGUCAAGCAGUCUGUCAUGACUUGACCUCUAGUAUCCAAUACGUUAGCUCAUCGCCCUGCAGUGUGUCAUGACUUGACCUCUAGUAUCCAACAUGUUACCUCAUCGUCCAGCAGUGUGUCAUGACUUGACCUCUAGUAUCCAAUACGUUAUCUCAUCGUCCAGCAGUCUGUCAUGACUUGACCUCUAGUAUCCAAUACGUUAGCUCUUCGCCCUGCAGUGUGUCAUGACAUGAACUCUAGUAUUUAAUAUGUUACCUCUGGGAGGUAUUGGAUUGUCCAUCUGACAUCUUUCCAUCUAAGGAGCUUUCCUAGUCUACACCAUGAAAAUCACUGCCAUCAAUCAAUGAAUCUGAACAUGAUUAUCAAUCCUUAAUUAGCUCAAUGUUUGUUUUGGGUUUUAAGUCUUCACUACAGCUAUAAGGUAAUACAUAUAUGAGCUGGUUUCUAUGAUUUUCUGUUGUUUUGAAUAAUCUUUAUGCCCAAAUAAUGUUUGGUGUUGGUCUAUUUUUAGCCCACCAUCAUCAGAUGGUGGGCUAUUCAAAUCGCCCUGCGUCCGUGGUCCGUCGUCUGUCCGUCUGUCCGUCCGUCCGUCCCUCCGUCCGUAAACAAUUCUUGUUAUCGCUAUUUCUCAGAAAGUGCU